CGCUAACGGCUUUUCGCGUGUUUUGCUCGAUAUCGAGUACUAGAUUUAACCAUACGCGUUGAUUUUGACAUAAAUUUGUUUCGCAACAAAAGUCGUUUGGAAUAGUAUAUUCUCAGACGCUAAAGAAAUAAGAAUCCUGUUGGAAUCCACGAAAUAUCUUCAAAGUUGCAGUAAUAAUAGCCUGUAUCAUACACAGCCACGCACCAUGUGAGAAUUGAUGAGAACAAUUGAACAACAUAAAAAAAAUGGUUUUCAACAAGAGGGAUCUUGAGAAGGCAUUCUCGCCUAGAAGAGCUAAGAAAUUAACGGAAAAGGUGCAGUUAUCGAGUAGUGAAUCAGUGAAGCCGAGUACAAGUGGCACUGCAAUUAUGUCAACUCAGGAUACUUCUGAAAUAUCCAUCAAAGUAAUCGUCAGAGUCCGUCCACAUAAUGAACGGGAGUUGCAGGAUAAUAGCAGAACGGUAGUCGAAGUCGUUGACGAUAAGAUGUUGAUCUUUGAUCCGAAGGAACACGAGACACCUUUCUUUUUUCACAAUGUAGCGCAAAAAGGUAGAGAUAUGUUGAAAAAGCAGAACAAACAGCUUCAGUUCAUUUUUGACAGGAUUUUCAGCUCAACGGCCACCAAUACUAAUGUGUUCGAAGGAAGCACCAAGAACUUGAUUACCAGUCUCCUCGAUGGCUACAAUUGCUCCGUGUUCGCUUACGGUGCUACUGGCGCUGGUAAAACCCAUACGAUGUUGGGCACGAAAGAGGAUCUUGGUAUUACGUAUCGUACUGUAGCGGAACUCUUCUCCGAGAUCGAAAAACAGACCAAGCAUCGUGAAUUUCACUUGGGCGUAUCUUAUCUGGAAAUAUAUAAUGAGAAUGUGCAAGAUUUACUGCAUAAAUCGGGUCAAUUGCAUUUGAGAGAAGACGGUAGAUGUGGAGUCGUAGUCGCCGGUUUGGAACCAAUCACUAUCCAAAGUGCUGAGGAAUUACUAUCACUCUUGGCAGAGGGUAAUAAAAAUCGCACUCAACAUCCAACAGAUGCAAAUAAGGAAAGUAGUAGAAGCCAUGCGGUUUUCCAAGUAUAUAUCAAGAUAAUUAAUAAGUUAGACAGUCAAGUGCAGCGAGUCAAGCUAUCCAUGAUCGAUUUAGCGGGAUCCGAAAGAGCCUCGGCUACUGGUUGCAAAGGGAUAAGGUUUAAAGAAGGCGCCAACAUUAAUAAAUCUUUAUUGGCCCUUGGAAAUUGUAUAAAUAAUUUAGCGGAUGGUAUAAAACAUAUUCCGUUUAGAGAUUCCAAACUCACAAGGCUACUAAAAGAUUCACUCGGUGGCAAUUGUCGUACUGUUAUGAUAGCUAAUAUUGGUCCCUCCAGCCUUACUUAUGAAGAUACGUAUAAUACCUUAAGAUAUGCAAAUCGUGCGAAGAAAAUCAAAUCGCAUGCCAAAAAGAAUGUGUCUUGCGAAAUGCAUGUUGCUGGCUAUAUCAAAAUAGUGGAGGAACAGAAGAAGGAAAUAGAUAUUUUGAAAUCAAGAUUAGCAGCUUUUGAAAGUGGAACGUUACAAUCAUCGCUAGCAAAUAAACCAAAUAAAUUGAUGUUGGAGAUGCACUGCAGACUCACAAAAUUAUAUGAAAAGAAAAAGGAUUUGAUUGAAAAAUUGCUGACUUUGGAAAGUUCUGAUAAGAUUUUAGCCUGUAGGAUACUUUACAAAAAAGACGCGGAUGAAAGACUGCAUAAUCUAACAACUGUUGGUUGUGUAUCGGUGGAAGAACAAAAUGCUAGUGGAAAAUCUCGUAUUAACAAAUCCUUACAUUAUUUCCAACGUCAAAGAGAUUCUCUUAAAGCGCAAAUGCAAGCGAUAUGGCAGGAAUUAUGUUCAGUCGAGACAGAAAUACAAGAAAUAAAUAUUUCCCAACAGAAAGUUAAAUCUUUCGAUGAGAAUUUACAGAGUAAAUUGUCUUUACAAAUUUCCGACAUUGAAAAAUGUUGGAUUCCUAAUAUGCAGCACCACAUGAAAAAGUUUUGUAAUCUCCUGCAAUGCGAGAGGCAAUCGGUUAACACUAUAAUGAAAGUAAUGAGUAAUACAUUGCAAAAUUAUUAUAAUAUCGUGAAAGGCUAUGGAACAAUGACCGAUAAAAUGCAACUCGAAUUCAAAGAAUUAAUAAAGUUGCUUGAAGGUUUCCGAAAUAUUAAAUGGUCUGACUCAGACACAAUAAACGAUGAGGAAAAUUUCAAUGUGUUUACUUGCUUGAGUAUGAUAGGAAUGGAUCCAUUAAAUAAUCCUAUGCCAGCGGAAUCGGAAAUAUCGGAAACAAAUGAUGACAAGUGCGAUGAUCGCGAUACAAAUAUUUUAAAUUCUACUUUCGAUGCUACUGCAAGCGAAAGGAACAAUGAUAUGGAUAAUAUCACUAAUUUAUGCGAAAGCAAUAGUCAUGAAAAUAAUAUGUUAAAUGACAAAUUUGUGCAAGAAAUUCCCCGUGAGAAGACUAAUUCAAAAAUGACACCAAGGAAACGUAUCCUGUCUGAUAAAAAUAGUGAAAACACCAGCACACCCUCAAAGCAAAUAAAAAAGCAAUUGAUGAAUAAUAAAAGUACUGUACAGAAUGGUCGAGUUGGUAAGGAGAAUAUGAAUAAGCAAAAACCUAUUCAAAUGAGCGCUAAAAGUAUUGCCAUUUUAAAUAAGCUGAAGAGUAACACAACUAAUUUUACACCACUUCCGUCUCGACACAAUAAUGCCGAGGAAAAAACAGAUGUGGCGCUUAAGGUGAUACGUAAUAAAGAAAGGCGCGGCCUUAUGACGACGCAUCCGUAUCAUAAAUAUGUUAUUGGAAAGAGACUUACUCCAGCUCUACCAUCUACCAGAGUUCCAUGGUAAUAUUAGAGAAAAAAUUUGAGAUAUUUUUUCAAUACAACAUUAGAACUUAUGCUAAAUAGUUAUAAUUUUAACAAGGAUCCAUCAAGCAAAUCCGAAU
Camponotus floridanus (Florida carpenter ant) is the source of this 2955-nucleotide messenger RNA. It is a transcript of the gene Klp67A, whose product is annotated as kinesin-like protein KIF18A. The record is from RefSeq and is a predicted model, not a curated record. Lineage: Eukaryota; Metazoa; Arthropoda; Insecta; Hymenoptera; Formicidae. The transcript has 3 exons. Gene Ontology annotation, biological process: microtubule-based movement. Bases 246 to 2858 code for a protein of 870 amino acids. Gene Ontology annotation, molecular function: ATP binding; microtubule binding; microtubule motor activity.